Molecule: messenger RNA, 531 nt
Organism: Trifolium pratense (red clover)
Lineage: Eukaryota; Viridiplantae; Streptophyta; Magnoliopsida; Fabales; Fabaceae
Exons: 4
Coding region: 1-531 (176 amino acids)
Source: RefSeq, a predicted model, not a curated record
AUGGAAAUUAAAAGGCUCACCAUUCGUAUACCCCGAGUUACUCUUGAUGCACACAAAGAACCUCCUCCCUAUGUAAAUCACAAUUUCCAUCUCCUUCCGGAGUUCCACAAUUGGACACAUCUUUGUCUGGAUUUAGAGACGAACUUUCUUACUAGAAAAUCAUUCACGCAAUUCCUUUUAAGGUGUCCUAAAUUGGAAGUUCUUGUUUUUCCUCUGGGAUAUUACACAUUAAGAGAUCAUCAUGGUUGGACAUUACUUCCAGUGCCUUGUUGUUUCAAAUCUUCUUUCAAGAAGCUUCACAUUACAAAUUUUGAUGGAUUUACACAUGAAAUCCAAUUCGUCGAGUUUUUCUUAGAGAAAGCAACAAUUUUGGAGGAGUUUCAGAUAUCCUUAUCAUGUAUGCCAUUUGCACGAUAUAAUUCGAAGAAUCUGACAGAUCUCAAGAACCGAUUUGUAGGAAUGGGAAGUUGUGACAUUAAGUUUCGAUCACCCCAACUUGUGAUUAGAAGGCAGAGGCUUUAUGGAAGAUAA